Molecule: messenger RNA, 1015 nt
Organism: Equus caballus (horse)
Lineage: Eukaryota; Metazoa; Chordata; Mammalia; Perissodactyla; Equidae
Gene: COPRS
Product: coordinator of PRMT5 and differentiation stimulator
Cellular component (GO): nucleus
Molecular function (GO): histone binding
Source: RefSeq, a predicted model, not a curated record
ACGGCCGGACCGAGGGACCGCUGGGCUGCGGGGCGGGGCACCCGAGGGCGUGGGUGGGCGCACUGGGCGCCGAGGGCGGGCUGUGGGCUCCUCUGCGUACUUGCCAAAUGAGAGGUGAUGCGGCUGCCCGGGAGCCGGGGGCCCCUGCUGGCCUGGACAGGGGCCAGAUGGUGAGCUCCCCGAGGGAAGGAGCCCUCUGUGUAGUGCUGUUACCCCGGCGCCUAGCAUAGUGCCUGGCACGACAGACACGCCUGUUAAUUGGAUGGAGAGAUGGAAUGUUUGUUUAGGCAUCAUAGUGCUUCACCAGAAUAAGGUGGGCCUUGCCCCAGGGGAGCACUCUGGUCAGGGGAGAGAGACUGAGAAGGCCACGGAUCGACUAGCCAGUGGAGCACAGAGCAUCCCUAAUGACAGUCCUACCCAUGGUGAGGGCACCCACUCUGAAGAGGAAGGCUUCACCGUUGAUGAGGAGGAUUCUGAUGGGGAAGUGAAUACCUGGGAGCUGUCAGAAGGGCUGUCUGGCUGUCCGCCCAAGGAACAGGCUGCUGAUCUUUUUAACGAGGACUGGGACCUGGAGUUGAAAGCAGAUCAAGGGAAUCCGUACGAUGCUGACGACAUCCAGGGUUGCCUGUCUCAAGAGGUCAAACCCUGGGUGUGCUGUGCCGCGCAAGGAGACAUGAUCUACGACCCCAGCUGGCACCACCCUCCUCCUCUGAUACCCCAUUAUUCCAAGAUGGUCUUUGAAACGGGACAGUUUGAUGAUGCCGAGGACUGAGUGUGCCUGGUGGUGGGUGGCCGGCCCUCCAGAUCGAGGUCUCCUUUCUUUGAGGCGGGAUGUCGGAUCUGAGGAAGCAUUCGCAGUGAUCCCCGAGUCGGGCGCACACCCUGGUGCCCGCCGUCCCCCAGUUCUGUUGUCAGUGUUGUUUUUAGUGAGCUCCUCCUUGGAACGUGUGAGUGUUGGUGUCUGUGUCAGGAGGGGGAGUUGUGUUCUUUAUAAAUAAAUGUUGGAAAAAACCAG